Messenger RNA from Melozone crissalis (California towhee), 3564 nucleotides. RefSeq names its product transmembrane 9 superfamily member 3 (gene TM9SF3). The record is from RefSeq and is a predicted model, not a curated record. NCBI's taxonomy places the organism in Eukaryota, Metazoa, Chordata, Aves, Passeriformes, Passerellidae. The transcript is spliced from 17 exons. Gene Ontology annotation, biological process: protein localization to membrane. Gene Ontology annotation, cellular component: membrane. Bases 1 to 1989 code for a protein of 662 amino acids.
AUGCUGAAGCCUCCUCUCUCUGUCUCCCAAGGAGGGUUCUUGUACACUGCCCUGCGACCUUUCCAUUACUUUAUCGAUCAAAACGAAGGAUCAAUUACAAUUCCAUCCCGCAAGAACGGCGCGCCCGCGGUGUGCCUGCCCGCGCUCCCUGCCGGACCCGCCCGCCCCGCGGGGCUCCCUGGCGUCGGCGGCGGGCGCGGGCCGGUGCCGCGGCGGGGCCUGCUGGGGACGCCGAGGCCCGAGAUGGCGGCGCCCGGGCUGCUCCUGCUGCUCCUGCCGCUCCUGCCGCUGCGCGCCCGCGCCGACGAGCACGAGCACACGUACCAAGAUAAAGAGGAAGUUGUUCUAUGGAUGAAUACUGUAGGACCCUACCACAAUCGCCAAGAAACGUACAAAUACUUCUCUCUCCCUUUCUGUGUGGGAUCAAAAAAAAGCAUUGGCCAUUACCAUGAAACCCUAGGGGAAGCACUUCAAGGAGUUGAGCUGGAAUUUAGUGGGCUUGACAUCAAAUUUAAAGAUGAUGUGAUGCAGACCACUUACUGUGAAGUUGACUUGGACAAGGGAAGAAGAGAUGCAUUUGUGUAUGCUAUCAAAAAUCACUAUUGGUACCAGAUGUAUAUUGAUGACUUGCCAAUAUGGGGGAUUGUUGGAGAAGCAGAUGAAAAUGGAGAAGAUUAUUACCUUUGGACUUAUAAAAAACUUGAAAUUGGUUUCAAUGGAAAUAGAAUUGUAGAUGUCAAUCUGACCAGUGAAGGAAAGGUGAAAUUGGUACCAAACACAAAAAUCCAGAUGUCAUAUUCAGUGAAAUGGAAGAAAUCAGAUGUGAAGUUUGAAGACCGUUUUGACAAGUAUCUUGACCCAUCUUUCUUUCAGCACAGAAUUCACUGGUUUUCAAUUUUCAAUUCUUUUAUGAUGGUGAUCUUUCUGGUUGGCCUGGUGUCUAUGAUAUUAAUGAGAACUUUGCGAAAAGAUUAUGCAAGAUACAGCAAGGAGGAAGAAAUGGAUGAUAUGGACAGAGAUCUAGGUGAUGAGUAUGGGUGGAAGCAGGUCCAUGGAGAUGUGUUUAGACCAUCCAGUCAUCCUCUAAUAUUUUCAUCGCUUAUUGGGUCUGGCUGUCAAAUUUUUGCUGUGUCUCUUAUAGUUAUUAUUGUUGCAAUGAUAGAAGAUUUAUACACAGAGAGAGGAUCAAUGCUUAGUACAGCUAUAUUUGUUUAUGCUGCAACAUCACCAGUGAAUGGAUAUUUUGGAGGAAGCCUUUAUGCUAGACAAGGAGGAAGGCGAUGGAUAAAACAGAUGUUCAUCGGAGCCUUCCUUAUUCCAGCAAUGGUGUGUGGAACUGCCUUCUUCAUCAACUUCAUUGCCAUCUAUUACCAUGCUUCAAGAGCUAUACCCUUUGCAACCAUGGUGGCAGUGUGCUGUAUUUGUUUCUUUGUCAUCCUCCCACUGAACCUCGUUGGGACUAUUCUUGGCCGAAAUCUGUCAGGACAGCCUAAUUUCCCAUGUCGUGUCAAUGCAGUGCCUCGUCCUAUACCAGAGAAGAAAUGGUUCAUGGAACCAGCUGUUAUUGUUUGCCUAGGUGGAAUCCUCCCUUUUGGAUCAAUUUUUAUUGAAAUGUAUUUCAUUUUUACUUCAUUCUGGGCUUACAAGAUCUACUAUGUUUAUGGCUUUAUGAUGCUGGUUCUGGUUAUCCUGUGCAUUGUGACAGUUUGUGUGACCAUCGUUUGUACGUAUUUCCUGCUAAACGCAGAGGAUUACAGGUGGCAAUGGACAAGCUUUCUUUCUGCGGCAUCAACUGCGAUUUAUGUUUACAUGUACUCCUUUUACUACUACUUUUUCAAGACAAAGAUGUAUGGCUUGUUUCAAACAUCAUUUUACUUUGGUUAUAUGGCAGUAUUUAGCACAGCUCUGGGAAUAAUGUGUGGAGCUAUUGGUUACAUGGGAACAAGUGCCUUUGUUCGUAAAAUCUACACUAAUGUGAAAAUUGACUAAGGAAAUAAGAAAAUUGAACUAUGGAUCAGCUCCUGUUUUCCUGGGGAUGAAUUUGCACAGCAAAAAGCACGAGAAGAGAUUUGGGUUUUAACACUGGGCACUAUAUGGGUCUCCAUUUUGUGGAUGGCUUAAAGUAACAUCUAUUUCAUUGAUCCUAGGUUCUUACUGACUGCUUUCUCCAACUGUUCACAGCAAAUGCUUGGAUUAUAUGCAGUAGGCAUUACUACAGUAUGUGGCUAAUCUUUCCCCCCCAAAAAACCAACAUCAAAAAACAAAAAACCUAGCUCAUUAAAGAUGAAUAGACUAGCUCUCUUCAGUGAAGAGGACAAACAGUUUGUUUAAAGCAUUUGUUCCAUUCAAUAUAAAGAGGGAAACUUGGCUGCUAAAACUACUUGAUUAGUAGUCUUCCUGGUACUCAACAUUUCUAAAUUAUGUAAAAAUGCUGUUCCAGAAAGAUUACUCUUCUGAUUUUUACUGCCAUUGCCAGGAUAGGAGGUAUGUUUUGUAUUUUCAACUCCAGGUGCUUUUUGGUUUAUUUGCAAUAUCAACUACCCUACACUCAUUUGUUAAAAAAAUAAUUUAAACAUAUAUAAAACUCCCAUAUGCAUGUAAUAUAUCAGCUAUUGCUCUAGUUGGACCAACUUCCCUUUAUUUAUCUUUAAAGUAAUAUCCAGCUACAUCUUAAAUCCAUCCAAAGAAAAUACAGUCUGAAGACGGGAUGUGUUCUCUGCAAUGCAAUUUACUGUACAGUUAGAAAGCAAAAUGUUAAAUGAAGAGGAUUGUUUGUUUUUUAAUAAACACUCUGAGGUCUAGAUUAAAACAAAACCAACAUUUUAACUGAAUGUCUAAAGUGAUUCUCCUUUUCUCCAAGUUAGUCUUGCAUAUUUUUUUUGGGUUUGGGUUGAAUGAAGAUUUUCCUUUAGACAUCAUACAAGGGGUAAUAAGUGUAUAUAACAUUAAAUAAUGUAACUUAGGUGUAGAUCCCAAAUGUAUUUGGAUGUACAGAUUUACUACAGAGUACUUUUUCUGAUGAUUCGGUGUAAAAAUGUGUGAAUUCGGGUGGCUUUUUACAUCUUGCCUGCCAUUGCAUGAAAAGUUGGGGUUUCUUCACAAUGUGUGUAUGUCAUGCUUUUCUGUUCUAUUUCUCAAGCUCUUACAGGAAUUAAAUUUGUAAUUUAGAACAUUUUAAUUUUUGUUAAUCCUAUCUGAACACUUGUAACAUCAAAAGCACAGUUGCUUUAGAGUGUUCAGAAAACUAAAAUAAACUUUUCAGACAAAAUGUUUUGAUUGUGAAAAUAGAUGAGUUUGCAAUGGAGAAUGUUUGAAAAGGCAAUACUGCUGAGCACCAGUUUCUGUAUACAAUGUUAGCGUGGUUUUCAUCUAUCAAUCCCCCUUGCUUUGAAUUCAGAAUUUGCUUACAACUGUAUUGUACAAUACAACUCCAAAGUGAGUGACCAACCCAAAAAGAUUCUUCUUGGCUGUGGCAAAGUGUUUUGUGAUCCAGCCAGUGUACUGGGAAAAGUGGGGUAAGUGUGGACUGAAAUAAAUGGGCAAAUAAAGGUUAAGUCUUUCUAA